Caenorhabditis angaria is the source of this 222-nucleotide messenger RNA. The record is from the annotation of a GenBank genome assembly. Lineage: Eukaryota; Metazoa; Nematoda; Chromadorea; Rhabditida; Rhabditidae.
AUGCCGCGAGGAAAGCCUCUUUCUGAUUUUGAAAAAGGGCAAAUUACAGCCAAAAAAGAUCAACGACUUUCAAAUCGACAAAUCGCAAGAGAUUUAGGCCGUAGUCCACGAGUUAUCAAUAAUUAUGUUAACGAUCCGCGAAAUUAUGGCACCGGAAAAUGUCCUGGUCGUCUGAGCUUGCGAUUUGUCGAUUUGAAAGUCGUUGAUCUUUUUUGGCUGUAA